Messenger RNA from Cavenderia fasciculata, 1365 nucleotides. RefSeq names its product methionyl-tRNA formyltransferase. Lineage: Eukaryota; Evosea; Eumycetozoa; Acytosteliales; Cavenderiaceae. Gene Ontology annotation, cellular component: mitochondrion. Gene Ontology annotation, biological process: conversion of methionyl-tRNA to N-formyl-methionyl-tRNA; biosynthetic process. The coding region runs from base 1 to 1365 and encodes 454 amino acids. The transcript has 4 exons. The record is from RefSeq and is a predicted model, not a curated record. Gene Ontology annotation, molecular function: methionyl-tRNA formyltransferase activity.
AUGCCAUUACACGAAUCUUUAAUCAUAAUAUACAGACCAGGCUUGAAUAGUAAUAAUAAAAAAAAUAUGUUUAGUAUUAGAUCAAGUACAAAUUUAUUAACAAAUAAUAUUAAAUAUUGUUUUACUAUUAGUAAACAAACUACUACUAUACAUUUAAAUAGAUAUCAAUAUAGUACUUCAUCUUCAUCAUCAGCAACUCUGCAGAAUAUAGUAGAUAAAAAAGUAGAAGAUAAUAGUUUUAGAGUAUUAUUUUUUGGAACUGAUCAUGUAUCAAUACAUACUUUAAAGAAAUUACAUGAUAAUUUGAAAAUUGAUCGAUUAAUUAAAGAAUUAGAAGUAGUAUGUCCAAAUAACAAAGAUGAAUUAGUAUAUCAAUAUGCAAAAAAGGAAGGAUUAUCAAUGUAUCAUCCAGAUAUUGAAACAGGAAUGAAACAAUUCCAAGUACCUGUAUCAUCAAAAUCUGGUAAACCAUUUGAUAUGGCUGUUGUAGUUUCAUUUGGUUAUUUUAUUCCAAAAAAAGUAUUAAAUACAUUUACAUUUGGAGGAAUUAAUGUUCAUCCAUCACUUUUGCCAAAGUAUAGAGGUGCAGCACCUAUUUAUCAUACAUUGAUAAAUGAUGAUAGAGAAACUGGUGUAUCUAUUAUUAAAUUGGAUCCAUUAAAAUUUGAUGUUGGUGAUAUAUUGGAUCAAACAAAAUACAAAAUCAAAGGAAAUACAUUGUAUUUGGAAUUAUUAAAUGAAUUGGCAUCGAUUGGAGCUAAUAGUGUAAUUCGGGUACUAGAUCAAUUUAAGAAUCUAAUUCCUUGGGCACAGGGAGAGGAUGGAGUAUCACGUGCACCAAAGAUAAACAAAGAUAAUGGUAGAAUAGAUUGGGAGAAUGAUACAUGUCAAGAUAUUUGGACUAAAUAUCGAGCAUUUAGUGAUACCAUUUCAAUCUAUACACAUUAUUAUUCAAAGAAAUCAAAAGCUUGGAAAAGAGUUAAAUUAUAUGAUAUGAUUAAUCCUCUUGUCAAAGGUAGUAAUAUAUUUGGUAUAGAUUUAAAUCAACAACAAUCACAACUAUCUAUGAUGAAUGAUAUAAUAGAAGAUACAAAACAUUUACAAUUAGAUCAUACCAUUCAAAAGAAUGGACAAUACUUUAUAACAUUUGAUAGGAAAAAAUCCUAUUUUGGAAUCAUUUGGGUUAAAUGUCUAGAUGGUUGGGUUGGAUUUAAAAGUGCUCAUGAAGAAGGAAAGAAACGUCUACUAGCAAAAGAAUUCUUUUUUGCCAAAGGUAUCAUUUCCCCAAUCGGGGAAAAUGAUCAAAAAACAAAUUUAAUCUCUACUCAACAAUUUAGAAUUAAUAAACAACAACAAGAAAACUAA